Molecule: messenger RNA, 4557 nt
Organism: Herpailurus yagouaroundi (jaguarundi)
Lineage: Eukaryota; Metazoa; Chordata; Mammalia; Carnivora; Felidae
Gene: MSANTD1
Product: Myb/SANT DNA binding domain containing 1
Exons: 5
Coding region: 2626-3453 (275 amino acids)
Biological process (GO): positive regulation of DNA-templated transcription
Cellular component (GO): nuclear body
Source: RefSeq, a predicted model, not a curated record
UGGCCCGCGCCCAGAGGGGGGGGUGCUGGGCACGUCCCAGGAGGUCCCCGCAGACGUGAGCUGCUGGGGUGAAGGGUUCCGGGGCCUUGGAGGGUGGUGAGGGCAGCCCAGGGCUGGAGUGCUCACAGGGGGCCGCGCCUCGGCCUCGGGUCUCCCCCACGCCCCGCGGGCUCCUGGGCUCCUGGGCUCCUGGCGCACCCGUUUGAGUGUGUGAGUUCUGGCUUCAAAGACUCGCCGCCCCCCAAAGGCUCGCCUAGUCAGCAGAAUGGGGCACCGUCCUCCUCAGCCCUGGUUCGGCCCCUCCUUGGGAGCCGUGGCGAGUCGGUGUCUGGUAAUGUUGGGGCGCAGCUGCUUUACCCGGCAGCCUGCACAGACAGCACCCCUAGUGCCAUGGGUUCCCGUCCGUUGAGGGGAGUGGCCCGCCCGGUCCCUCAGCAGGGCGGCCUCGGAGCCCACGCCGUGGCCGGUGCCAGAUAAGUGCGCUCGCACAGCUUGGCCCCUGCCCCUGGGCUGCAGCCCUGUGACCAGGCACAUGGGCUUCCGACUUCCGGGGCUGUGCAGCAGCUCUGUGCACGGGCCCUCGGGUGCCACAGGACCCCCUGUCCCUGCACAGGAGUGGGCCUUUGUCCUCACGUCAGGUGUUCUAGACAUUUGAUGGGGGUGACUUCAUCUCCCCAAAUUUGUCUCCUCUGUGAUGCAAUUCCAGGGCCUCUGAUGGUACCUCGGAGCGACCAAGGCUGUGUCCCCCUUCCUGGUCCCAGCACGGACAGCCAGACCCUGCCUGGCGCGCCUGAGCACACGUGGUCUCCCUGUUACUUCCAGAAAGAAAAGGGCCCAGAGCCCCUGCUGCUCAUGUCCCCCGCUCGCCCUCUGCCGCUACGGCAGAGGGACCCUCAGGAGAGGGUACUGCUGGAUACCCAGCCCCCGGCCCUCUGCCUCCCCAUCCCACAGAGAUUGAGGGUCCCCGCAGGCCAUGCAGCUGUGCCAAGGUAUGGAGCCCCUCCCCAGCAAGAACAGACAGGGCCCUCCCACCUAGCUCGUGCUUGUCCUCGGAGGCCCGACCUCAGGGCUCCGCUUCCGGAAGCUCUGGGGGUUUCCCGUGCCCACUGACACCUGAGAAGACAUUUGGAGUCCAGCCUUUCACCCUGACUCCCCUGGACGUGCUGGCUGGAGGGGAGGCGAGAGGUGUAGACACCUCCUCUGGGGCCACCAGUUUGCCAGGGCCCUGAGCACAGAGUGAUGUCCACAGGCCGGCAGCUGCCCCCUGGAGGCAGGGGCCUCGGCUAGCCUGAGGGUCCCCAGCCCGGGGGCCCUGGGGCAGCAGCUCUUCCUGAGGAGUGUUUACCAUCACCAGCCAGCCUCUGCCCUCUCCAGAAGCCGCAAGGCCACGCAUGUGGUAGGGAGCAUUCUCCAGGCACACGGCGGUUUGCAUUGGCUACGUCCUGUGUGCCCUGCUGAGGACCAUAGGCACAGGAGGGGUGGCAGGUGUCCUUUACCUCUCCCUUGGGCCUCCCCCCACGUGCUGGGCCAGGGCCAGGGGCAGCCCCUGGAGCUGUGGUUGCAGAAAGGCCCUCCGGUGGGGCUGAGAGCUGGCACUAGGGCCCUGGGGUCGGGUCCUUUGCCUGAGGACUGCGGGCUUUCUGGGAGACCUUUCAGUCACUCAUUCACGCUGCAAACAUCCCGAGCACAUCGUGCCAGGCACCCAGGCCCAGAGGAGUACAGCAGCCCUGAGCCUUCCUGGGGGGUGCUGCGUGGGCUCGGAGAGGAAGGGGCUCCUACGGGGAGCUGAUGGGGUCCAGGUCUUGAACCAAGAACCCACUGAAGGGACAAGGGGCCCUUCCGCGUGCCCACACAUGUCCCUGCUGCCCUUCCACCUGAGGGCCUGGGCAGAGAUUCAGGGACACCUCCCCACCCCCACCUCCGCGCUCCAGGCUCAGCUGUCCCAGUCUGGGGUGGCUUGGAGUGAGACUUUUCUCUCCGUGGUCAGGUCAGAGGAGGACCCUCUGUUAGCCAUGGUGAUUUUCAGCCUGAACUUCGUGAGUCCCUCCCCCCCCGGUUUAGGCCACCGCCAGGGACCCCCACAAAGGCCAGGCAGGCUCACUGAUGGCCCGUGGAUGCCACGGCCUGGCUGGGCAUCUGGGCCUAGCAGGCAGGCAGGCAGGCAGGCAGGACUGGGGCCUGUCCAGCAGGUGUGAUGGGCUCUUACUGAUAAACCAUGUGAGUUUUGUCUUUUAAUUUUGAAUGUUGAUGCCUUUAGUGAUGCGUUCUCUCCGUAGGCCUCACAGCUCCCACGGCCCUGGUGUCCUGCCCUGGCUGACCCUCCUGCUGCUGACCUCUGCUGGCCAGCCCCAGGGGGCGCUGCAGCCCAUCCCCAGCCUGGCUCUCAAGCCCUCCUUUCUGACCACCCCCCCAGGGACAGUCACGCGGUCUGUCACUGCCCCGUCCCCUGUGCUCUGGCCUCGCCAACCUUGCUGCCACUGUGGGGCUGCUUCUUGCGGGCAGCGCCCCCUGCCUUCCUGGGGAUCCAGGCCGGUUCCCCUCGUCUGGGUGCAGAGUUCACCGUUGUCCUGCGGUACCUUCCCAGCCCUGCUGGCGACCCGCGGCCCUGGCCCUUGAGACCUUGAGAUGGACGAGCCUCCGUCAAGCCCUGGAAAAGACCCGCUGAGAGAGGGUGCCUCCAGCAUGGCGGCGGCCGAGGUGCCCGGCUACCUCGUGUCCCCGCAGACGGAGAAGCACCGGCGAGCCCGCAACUGGACGGAUGCCGAGAUGCGCGGCCUCAUGCUCGUCUGGGAGGAGUUCUUCGACGAGCUGAAGCAGACCAAGCGCAACGCCAAGGUGUACGAGAAGAUGGCCAGCAAGCUGCUGGAGAUGACGGGGGAGCGCCGGCUGGGCGAGGAGAUCAAGAUCAAGAUCACCAACAUGACCUUCCAGUACAGGAAAUUAAAAUGCAUGACAGAUAGCGAGUCCGUCCCGCCCGACUGGCCCUAUUACCUAGCCAUUGAUAGGAUUCUGGCCAAGGUCCCCGAGUCCUGUGAUGGCAAACUGCCGGACAGCCAGCAGCCGGGGCCCUCCACGUCCCAGACCGAGGCGUCCCUGUCGCCGCCUGCUAAAUCCACCCCUCUGUACUUACCGUAUAACCAGUGCUCCUACGAAGGCCGCUUCCAGGAUGAUCGCUCCGACACCUCCUCCAGCUUACUGUCCCUUAAGUUCAGGUCGGACGCGCGGCCCGGGAAGAAGCGCAAGGUGCAGAACUGCCACCUGCGGAAGAAGAAGCUGCGGCUGCUGGAGGCCAUGCUGGAGGAGCAGCGCCGGCUGAGCCGCGCCGUGGAGGACGCGUGCCAGGAGGUGCGCCGCGUGCUGGACCGCCAGAACCUGCUGCAGGUGCAGGGCCUGCAGCUGCAGGAGCGCAUGAUGAGCCUGCUGGAGAAGAUGAUCGCCAAGUCCGGCGUCUAGGCCGCCCGGCCCGCGGGGAGCGCCCCGGGGCUGCCCCUGGCCCCGGGCGGACGCGGGCCGGCGCCUCCGGGGUCACCCCGGGCCGGCCCCCUGGUGAGAACCUCCCGGAGGCUGUCCUCCCGUACGGUCACUGUCGGUGGCCCUUGAAACGGCUUUGGGUGUUGCACGUGGGGUCUCGUUCCUGCCGGAAGUCAUUUCCACAGCUCGCAGGGAGCACGCCAGGCCGGUCGACUGCAAGACAGAAGCAAACGGAAGCGGCUUAGUGGCGGCUUUGUGCCCGGGACGGAAACUCUCGAAGGGGCCACGGCUGUCCUCGCGCUCUCGGGGUCUGCUGCCCACCUAGGAUGAGCUCCGACGGUGGAGCCGACCCCACACGGCCGCCGCAUCCCUCUCCCUCGGGGCGUCAGGCCUCCCCGUGAGGACGCCGGCGAGGCGAUGACGGCCGUCCGCGUGCACCACGCCGCCCGGUUUUCCGGCCCCAGGGAUGUCGUGCUGACGGGGCAGAGCCCGGGCCUCGGGCACUUGCACUCCGGCCGGGGAGGCAAACGAGUGAAGACGGGAAGGGCGGGAUAGCGGGUUGUGGUCAGCGCUGGACGGGAAGGGCUGGCCCCGAGCGUGAGGAGCGGUGGCGCCCCGACCGCCAGCGGGAGCAACCAGAUUCCAGGAGCCCCGGACAGCGCUACUGGGCCGCAGAGGCACGGGGAGCUUUCGCGUGCCGUGCUGGCUGUGGUGCUCUGGGUCCGGACCCGCCGUGCAGGGACGAGCUCGUGGUGGCGGGGUCCAGAGCUGCAACGUAGAGCUCACCUCCCCUGCCUCUGCCCUUUCACCAGCAGGAAAACCUGUCCAGACGCUUCUCUGCUGAAUUGCUCCUAAGUCUUGCUGGCUCCUUGGGCUUUUGGUCCCUGGCUGCACAGGGUGCUGGGCACAGGACCGUCUGGUUCACCCCUGGGACCAGCCUGUCGCUGCCCGCACAACAGGGCUCUGAGGAGACAUGGCAGGUGGGUUAGGGCAAGUGCCGUGGUUUCCCUCACGGUCUAGAAAAGCUCCUUCCGACUGCUCCUGGGCAGACGGGUGGGGGUGGGGGCCGAAAGCAGAGGUCCUGCC